AUGAUGAUCUGCCUUGCGGGACUUGUCAGUUUUUUGUUGGUUCUCACAGCUGAAGCUCAAGUGGGAUUGACGGAUGAGAAUUCCUUAUGUAAAGACACAGAACAAUGUCUUCAACAUACAACAAUUUGUAAUAACACCAUUUAUGAGGUCCGCCGCUAUGAAUCUGUGAAAUGGGUUUGCACUUCCUUCAGCGCUCCAAAUUGGAUGCUUGGAGUAGGACCUGCCUUUUGGCGUGUGUAUAAUUAUCUUAAAGACAAUAACAUGGGCAUGAGCACAUCUCCUGGGACCGUUCAAAAGCCUGCUGAUGCUCCUCCCAAUUCUUGGUUUUCCAAAUUUGUGAAUAAUCCCAAAUUAGCUAAUCUCAUUCCCAAAAUGCCUGAGUACACCCUCUGCUUUCUGCUGCCAAUCGAACAUCAGAACAACCCUCCUGAGCCAACAGAUGCUAAGGUGGAGAUUGUGGAGACUGAGCAGAGGUACGUCUACGUCAGGGCCUACAAUGGCUCGCUGACAGACGAGUCUGAUCAAGCUAAACUGCUGUUCAACAGUAUCAAUAAGAAGAGCUAUGAAAAUGCCCGCAUUAACGCUCUUUACAACCGUCCCAGCAUGACCCAAUAUAUAGAAGUGUGGGUUGAGGCCAAUUCUACGGCCCAAUGCUGA
Messenger RNA from Knipowitschia caucasica, 657 nucleotides. The record is from the annotation of a GenBank genome assembly. NCBI's taxonomy places the organism in Eukaryota, Metazoa, Chordata, Actinopteri, Gobiiformes, Gobiidae.